AUGUACUCUAAAUAACCAGAGAUUAUGAGAGCUUAUUAAAGAGAUGAGGAAUAUAAAUAGAUGUUAAGAUUUUUAAUCAUAGAAGCACUUGAGACAAUGAUACAUUAUAGAACUUUAUCGAAAUUUGAUUCUGAAAUAAGAAUGGGAUCAGACUUACUAUAUUAUCUUCUCACUUCUAUGAGAGGCAAACAAACUUUAGGAGAAGAGUAUUGCUCAAUAAUACCAGUUUUUAAGAAAAGUAUGCAGUUUCCUUCAAAGAUCAGAAGAACUAUCUAUAUUCUAUUAAAAGUACUAGGUCCUUACUUUAUGAAUAGGCUGCUCAAAUCACUUGAACAGAGAUUAAAUGAAGUUAUUUCUAGGUAAAAUGACACAUUUAAGGAAUUAAAUUCUCAGGAUAAGUCAUUUAAAACCAUUCUUAUAAAUAAUCUAAUGAAUCUCUUACCAAGCGCAUAUAAUGCUUUUGUAAUGCAAUUUAAUUAGCUAUAUUUGGCAUUGUUCUUUAUUUGGGGGAAAUACUAUGAUCUUACUAAACAAGUAAUGAGUAUAAGGUUUAAAUAUGUACCAGGCUAAGAGGCAGAACAUUAGAUUAGUUAUAUGAAUCCUGGCAGAUUAAUAAUGCUUCAAUUUGUGAUUUAAGGAAUUUCAUUUUUUAUCAAAAUUGCUAAAACAAUUCAUUAGAGCCAUAAGACUCAUCUUAAACAGCAAUAAAAACUAAAAGCAAAUUAGUGGAACUAGCCCAUUGAUUACAAUCCUUAAGAAGAUGAUUUAUAGAAUAUUGAUGAUAAUCAAAUAAAUGGAAAAAAUGUUGUUGGAGAAGUUGAUUAAGAAAAUGAAGCUGAUUAGUGUAGCUUGUGUUAUGGUACCAGAAUUAAUACAACUGCUACAAUAUGUGGUCAUUUAUUUUGCUGGGAUUGCAUUCAUACUUCUUUAAAGAUCAAAUAGGAGUGUCCACAGUGUAGAGAAUAAUGCCCACCAUAAAAGUUAGUAUUAGUAUAUAAUUUGUGA
This is a messenger RNA of Stylonychia lemnae, 1005 nucleotides long. The record is from the annotation of a GenBank genome assembly. NCBI's taxonomy places the organism in Eukaryota, Ciliophora, Spirotrichea, Sporadotrichida, Oxytrichidae.